Messenger RNA from Tripterygium wilfordii, 1323 nucleotides. RefSeq names its product calcineurin B-like protein 4. Gene Ontology annotation, biological process: calcium-mediated signaling. The transcript has 9 exons. The record is from RefSeq and is a predicted model, not a curated record. NCBI's taxonomy places the organism in Eukaryota, Viridiplantae, Streptophyta, Magnoliopsida, Celastrales, Celastraceae. Gene Ontology annotation, molecular function: kinase binding; calcium ion binding. Bases 340 to 981 code for a protein of 213 amino acids.
GUUGAAAACUCUUAUAACAUAAGAAGUGCAGCAGACUCGAGAGGAGGAGACAGCGCAUGGAGGCAAAGAUACUCAAAAUGGCCACCAUAGAUAGGUUCUGAUGAACUGAGACAGUGAGAAGGAGAAGAGAAUCUGAGAAGCUCCGCCAAGAUCUUGCCUUUCUUAUUGAAAAUUAUAAAAAGUGGAAAAAAAAAACAACUAAACUAUUUCUGUCUUCGGCUUUAUUACAUCUACCCAUCAUCACACAUAGCCCCGACAGGUUCAGCUUCUCUGGUACUUCCAUUGCACAUGGCUAUCCAGUUGUUAUAUUUUGUGUGUGAAUGAUGCGGUAGUUGCUUUAUGGGUUGUUUUCACUCAAAGUCAACUCGUCGAGUUCCUGGAUACGAGGAACCUACCGUUCUUGCUUCUGAAACACCUUUCACCGUUAGUGAAGUAGAGGCCCUGUAUGAGCUUUACAAGAAAUUAAGCAGUUCUAUAAUUGAUGAUGGACUUAUUCACAAGGAAGAGUUUCAGCUUGCUCUCUUCAGGAAUAGAAAUAAGAGCAAUCUUUUUGCAGACAGGAUUUUUGAUUUAUUUGACGUGAAGAGGAAUGGCGUCAUAGAGUUUGGAGAAUUUGUCAGAUCGUUAGGUGUCUUUCAUCCGAAUGCACCCAUGGAUGAGAAAAUUUCUUUUGCCUUUAGGUUAUAUGAUCUAAGACAGACUGGCUUCAUUGAACGAGAGGAGUUGAAGGAGAUGGUAGUGGCACUUCUUCACGAAUCAGACUUAAUACUCUCAGCGGAUAUUGUCGAAACAAUUGUAGACACGACAUACAGUGAAGCUGAUAAAAAAGGUGAUGGAAAAAUUGAUCCCGAGGAGUGGAAGGAAUUUGUGCUGAAGCAUCCGUCCCUGAUAAAGAAUAUGACUCUGCCAUAUUUAAUGGAUAUAACCCUGGCAUUUCCCAGUUUCGUGAUUGGUACAGAAGCUGAAGAUUCAGAAAUAUAGGCCAUGGAGUGGAUGUAUGAAGACGGGAUUUGAUGGAAUUCAGGAGUCCAGUGAUGCCAUUUCAAACAAUGGCUAGGGACCUCUUCUGCUUGUGCUUAUGGAUUAUCAGCAGCGAAACAAUGCAACUUUCGAUUCUCGCCUCUGCAUUGUUCAACAUGGGGUUAGUGUAGAUUAAUUGUAUAUAUAAUUAUACAGAAUAAACAAAUUAUGGGGCAGUAAGGAUUUGAUGGUGAGGGUGAUGAUGAUAAUAUUUUUGUUGCUAUAUAUGGGUAGACUCUAUAAAAGAUAUACAUAUUGUGGGAUACUGAUUCUCCAUAUCAAGGAAAUAAGUCCAAUUGCAUA